Molecule: messenger RNA, 3355 nt
Organism: Scaptodrosophila lebanonensis
Lineage: Eukaryota; Metazoa; Arthropoda; Insecta; Diptera; Drosophilidae
Gene: Lon
Product: lon protease homolog, mitochondrial
Exons: 8
Coding region: 38-3169 (1043 amino acids)
Biological process (GO): mitochondrion organization; protein catabolic process; protein quality control for misfolded or incompletely synthesized proteins
Cellular component (GO): mitochondrial matrix
Molecular function (GO): ATP binding; serine-type endopeptidase activity; ATP hydrolysis activity
Source: RefSeq, a predicted model, not a curated record
CAUAUAUUUUAAGUAUUGCGAAUCCAAAUUGUUAAAAAUGUUAGCGCGAGCAAUACGUAUGCGUCUCCUGGUGCGCGGACUAGCGACCGGUGCAGCCGUUACACGCUCUCGUCAUGCGCCAAGCGCAAUUCUACAAUACUUUGAUGAAAUGCGUAUGGCCCGGCACUUGGGGCGAUAUAAUGGAACUGCUACUGUAAGUGUGAUGGUGCAGGCCAAGCGCCAUUGCAGCAGCAAGCGCGACGACUCUGAUGACGAGGUGACUGCUGAACCGCCGCCCGACGUUAUGCCCGAACCCGAUACUCAGCUGCCAGCAACGGUUGCAGUGCCGGAUGUGUGGCCGCAUGUGCCGAUGCUGGCCAUGCGACGUAAUCCGUUAUUCCCUCGCUUCAUGAAGAUAGUAGAGGUUUCGAAUCCCGUUCUCAUGGACUUGUUGCGUCGCAAGGUUAAAUUAAAUCAACCCUAUGUUGGUGUUUUCCUUAAGAAAAACGAUGGUGAGGACGAGCUAGUACAUAAUCUCGAUGAUGUCUAUGGCAUAGGAACCUUUGCACAGAUACAAGAACUGCAAGAUUUAGGCGAUAAAUUGCGAAUGGUUGUCGUUGCGCAUCGUCGUAUACGCAUUACAGGCCAGGUGAUUGAGGAUGUUCCGCCACCAAAGCCAGUGAAAAUGACAACUUUGCAUUAUCCACUAUUUAAUAUUAAAUUACGCAUCCCAGCUGAAGAUCAAGGCGAACAAAUGCCCCGACCACGGGGACGCCCACCGCGUAACCGUGUACCUCGUCGUCAGAUUGGCAGGGAUGGCAUAACCCGUGACCCAGCUGUGGAGGCAGAGGAAUUAGUCCAGCAACAAACUCAUGAGGCGCCACUGACCAGUGGAGUCGUUUCAAACACAACAGCGACAGAGUCACCACUAGCCAGAAAGCAAGGGGACAAAUCGCCGUCGGAAGAUACUGCUAAAGCAAGCGAUAAUGAUACCGCCGCUGAUGGAAAGAAGUCUGUUAAAGGCAUACCAGUGCUUAUUGUGGAAGUGGAGAAUGUGAAGCAUCCCACAUACAAACAGACCGAGGAGGUCAAGGCGCUCACGCAAGAAAUUAUUAAAACGCUGCGGGACAUUAUUACUAUGAAUCCACUGUACAGUCGCGGUCGCCAUUCUAGAGAGAGUCUGCAGCAAAUGUUGCAUCAGAACCAGCGCGUUGUGGACAACCCGAUUUACCUGUGCGACUUGGGCGCUUCAUUAUCGGCAGCUGAGCCAGCCGAAUUGCAAAAAAUUCUUGAGGAAGCAGAUAUUCCUCAACGACUACUGUUGGCCUUGGCUUUGCUCAAGAAAGAACUGGAACUUUCUAAGCUGCAGCAAAAAAUAGGACGCGAGGUGGAGGAAAAAGUCAAACAACAACACCGCAAAUACAUUCUCCAAGAGCAGUUAAAGGUCAUCAAAAAGGAGCUGGGAAUUGAGAAGGACGACAAGGAUGCCAUAGGAGAGAAGUAUCGUGAGAAACUCAAAGACAAAACGGUACCUGAAAGUAUUAUGACUGUGAUCGAUGAGGAACUUACUAAGCUAAACUUUUUAGAGAGUCACAGCUCAGAGUUCAACGUAACUCGCAACUACUUAGAUUGGCUCACCUCUCUACCCUGGGGCGUAAUCAGCCCCGAAAAUUUGUGCCUAGAAAAGGCCACCGAAAUUCUUAACAACGACCACUACGGUAUGGAGGACAUUAAAAAGCGCAUAUUGGAGUUCAUUGCCGUAAGCUCUCUUAAGGGAACUACGCAAGGAAAAAUUUUGUGCUUCCAUGGACCGCCUGGAGUGGGAAAAACCAGCAUAGCUCGCUCUAUAGCUAGAGCAUUAAAUCGAGAAUAUUUCCGUUUUAGCGUAGGCGGUAUGACAGAUGUUGCAGAGAUUAAAGGACAUCGCCGAACCUACGUGGGUGCCAUGCCAGGAAAACUGAUCCAAUGUUUGAAAAAAACAAAGACGGAAAAUCCGCUGGUGUUGAUCGACGAGGUUGACAAGAUUGGCAAGGGCUACCAAGGCGAUCCCAGCUCGGCUUUGUUGGAGCUUCUUGAUCCGGAGCAGAAUGCCAAUUUCUUAGAUCAUUAUCUCGAUGUACCAGUGGACUUGUCGCGCGUCCUUUUUAUUUGCACUGCAAAUGUUAUCGAUACUAUCCCAGAGCCACUGCGCGACCGUAUGGAGCUCAUUGAAAUGUCAGGUUACGUAGCCGAAGAAAAGGUUGCCAUUUCACGUCAAUAUCUUAUACCGCAAGCUAUGAACGAUUGCGGCCUAAAAGAAACACAGAUAAGCAUUACGGAAGAUGCGCUGAACAUGUUAAUUCGCAGCUACUGUCGUGAAUCUGGAGUACGAAAUUUGCAAAAGCAUAUUGAGAAAGUCAUACGCAAAGUGGCUUUCCGUUUGGUAAAGAAAGAGGGCGAACAAUUUGAUGUAAAUGCCGAAAAUCUGACCACAUUUUUGGGUAAACAAAUCUUUAGUUCGGAUCGCAUGUACGCCAACACACCAGUGGGCGUAGUAAUGGGGCUGGCCUGGACUGCUAUGGGCGGCUCCUCGCUGUACAUCGAAACAUCAAAGCGCAACAUACGCAGCGAGAAACCUGAGCCUGGAACCGGUGCUCUACAUUUGACCGGCAAUUUGGGCGACGUCAUGAAGGAGUCGGCACAAAUAGCUUUAACUGUUGCGCGGAAUUUCCUGCAUCAUCGUGAGCCCAAUAAUACAUUUUUGGAGCAGGAACACAUUCACUUACAUGUACCAGAGGGCGCCACACCCAAAGAUGGCCCAAGUGCGGGAAUAACCAUCAUCACAGCUCUCAUUUCAUUGGCGACAGGCAAACCAGUGCGUCAAGAUGUGGCGAUGACAGGCGAGGUGUCACUCAAGAGCAAGGUAUUACCUGUUGGCGGAAUCAAGGAAAAGGCCAUAGCGGCACGUCGCAGCGGAGUCACCUGCCUUAUUUUGCCAGUUGACAAUAAGAAAGACUUUGAAGAGCUUCCUAAUUUUAUAACUGAUGGACUGGAAGUACAUUUUGCGGGCACCUACGAUGAUGUCUAUAAAAUUGCCUUUUCCGACACAGCAACCACGGCUAGCAGCAGCACAGGUCCUCCUGGACAGCCCCAGGAGACGGUCGAAAAGAUACCCAGCGCAGCUACAGCGAAGUCUCCAACAUAUUCCUAAUUAAUGCUUAGCAUAAGGGGUGGGUCGGGGCAGAGUCAAGGUAACAAUCCAGGUUCAUAAGUAUAAGAAUGUUGUUUAUUUUUAGUUGGUAAGCCAUCUUACCAAGACUUUUUUAAGUGAAACAAAAAGUAAAUUAUAUGUUCACAGACACAUAGAAUCAAAUAAGAUUAACAGUUCGUUUAGCUA